AUGACACACUCACAUACUGCUAGCCUGAGGCGACUGUCCUUCGUCUCCGCCCACCCGGGCCACGCCCGCUCACACAUUAACCCGCAUGCGUCCUCGCCUGACGAGACGUGUAUAAACACCUGGCACUCCACCAAUCCCUUUGCUGUGAACUUCUCGCCGCAAGCGCAGCGAAUUCACAAGGAGCGCGAGAUUGUCCACACGGCUGACAUGCUCCCGGCGAUCCUGGGCAGCGCACACAUCGCGCCACUAGAGAAGAAGAGGGAGCCUUGUCGUGCCGACAGGCAGGAUGCUGACAAGGCAAAGUUGCAGAUGCUCUCUCAGGGUUUCGCUGAGACAGGAUCAACGCACCAUGAUGCUUUUUACAUGUAA
Gloeophyllum trabeum ATCC 11539 is the source of this 369-nucleotide messenger RNA. RefSeq lists its product as uncharacterized. The transcript is spliced from 2 exons. Bases 1 to 369 code for a protein of 122 amino acids. The record is from RefSeq and is a predicted model, not a curated record. Lineage: Eukaryota; Fungi; Basidiomycota; Agaricomycetes; Gloeophyllales; Gloeophyllaceae.